AUGUUGAACCACCUGCUGCGAGACAGGAUAGUGUGCGGAAGUCGCACCAGUGACGUGCAGAAGGCACUGCUUUGUCACCCGAAACUGACGUUGCAGGCAGCAGAAAACAUCGUGCUUGCAGCGGAGGCUGCACGACAAGAGCAGUACCCACUCCCGGUAAUCAAUGACCUUUUUGCUGCACUGCCCGAAGGUGAUGUUUACAGCACAUUGGACCUUCGAGACGCCUACAACCAGGUUCCCCUGGAUGAGCAGUCAAAGAAGCUGACGGUCAUUAACACACAUCGGGAAGUCCAGGCGUACUUGGACGACAUUCUGGUUGCCGAGAAGGGGAAUGACGGCGGAACGAACCUCAAAGCAGUUCUCCAGCGCUUUCGAGAGUACGGCGUCAAGCUAAGGAAGGACAAGUGCAACUUCAGGAUGCCUGAGGUUUCGUACCUUGGCCACAAGAUCUGUACGGGAGGGCUGCCACCUCUGGAGAAGAACAUGGACGCUAUCAUGAAGGCGCCAACAUCCAAGAACCUGGGAGCAUACCAGUGCAAGAUAGAGUACAAACAUGGCUCGGGCAACCUGAAUGCAGACGCACUCAGUCGGCUUCCUCUAGAAACCACCGAGGACACAUGA
Molecule: messenger RNA, 621 nt
Organism: Dermacentor andersoni
Lineage: Eukaryota; Metazoa; Arthropoda; Arachnida; Ixodida; Ixodidae
Source: RefSeq, a predicted model, not a curated record